Messenger RNA from Oryza sativa Japonica Group (Japanese rice), 1751 nucleotides. Its product is annotated as DIMBOA UDP-glucosyltransferase BX8. The record is from RefSeq and is a predicted model, not a curated record. Gene Ontology annotation, molecular function: UDP-glycosyltransferase activity. Lineage: Eukaryota; Viridiplantae; Streptophyta; Magnoliopsida; Poales; Poaceae.
UUGAAACAAUUCUCCACCGACCUGAAAAAGAAAUCCGUGUCAGUACUCUCUAGCGCUCGCUGCUUGUACCUCGCAAGUCGCAAGCCCCAGGACCUCGCCGAGGACGGCAGCGAUGGCCACGCAAGAACGGGAACCCGAACGGCAACCCCACGCCGGCCGCCGCGUCGCGCUGUUCCCGCUGCCGUUCCAGGGCCACCUGAGCCCCAUGCUCCAGCUCGCCGAUCUCCUCCGCGCGCGGGGGCUCGCCGUCACCGUCCUCCACACGCGCUCCAACGCGCCCGACCCGGCGCGCCACCGCCACGGGCCGGACCUCGCCUUCCUCCCCAUCCACGAGGCGGCGCUCCCCGAGGAGGCCACCUCCCCUGGCGCCGACAUCGUCGCGCAGCUCCUCGCGCUCAACGCCGCCUGCGAGGCCCCGUUCCGGGACGCCCUGGCGUCGCUGCUCCCCGGCGUGGCGUGCGCCGUGGUGGACGGGCAGUGGUACGCGGCGCUGGGCGCGGCGGCCCGGCUCGGCGUCCCCGCGCUCGCGCUCCGGACGGACAGCGCCGCCACGUUCCGCAGCAUGCUCGCCUUCCCGCGGCUGCGCGACGCCGGAUUCAUCCCAAUCCAAGGCGAGCGGCUGGAUGAGGCGGUGCCGGAGCUGGAGCCGCUCCGGGUGCGAGACCUGAUCCGCGUCGACGGCUGCGAGACGGAGGCGCUGUGCGGCUUCAUCGCCCGCGUCGCCGACGCGAUGCGGGAUUCGGCGUCUGGGGUCGUCGUCAACACGUUCGACGCCAUCGAGGCGUCGGAACUGGGCAAGAUCGAGGCCGAGCUGUCCAAGCCAACCUUCGCCGUCGGGCCGCUGCACAAGCUCACCACGGCGAGGACGGCGGCGGAGCAGUACCGCCAUUUCGUGCGCCUGUACGGUCCGGACCGCGCCUGCCUCGCGUGGCUGGACGCGCACCCGCCGCGCUCCGUGCUGUACGUGAGCCUGGGGAGCGUCGCCUGCAUCGACCACGACAUGUUCGACGAAAUGGCGUGGGGUCUCGCCGCCAGCGGCGUGCCGUUCCUCUGGGUCAACCGGCCCGGCUCCGUCCGCGGCUGUAUGCCAGCGCUACCCUACGGGGUCGACGUGAGCAGGGGCAAGAUCGUGCCAUGGGCGCCGCAGAGGGACGUCCUGGCGCACCCGGCCAUCGGCGGGUUCUGGACGCACUGCGGGUGGAACUCGACGCUGGAGAGCGUCUGUGAGGGGGUGCCCAUGCUCGCGCGGCCGUGCUUCGCCGACCAGACGGUGAACGCGAGGUACGUGACGCACCAGUGGGGCGUCGGGCUGGAGCUCGGCGAGGUGUUCGACCGGGACCGCGUCGCCGUGGCGGUGAGGAAGCUGAUGGUUGGGGAAGAAGGCGCCGCGAUGAGGGAGACAGCGCGUCGCCUGAAAAUCCAGGCGAAUCAAUGCGUCGCUGCGACUCUCGCCAUUGACAAUCUAGUUAAGUACAUUUGUUCGCUGUGAACUGCUCGUUGUAGCAUAUCAAGUCUUCAGAUAAUUAGUACUCCUGUCUCUUCAUGUUAUCUCAAUAUCUGCUGUAAAUUUGUAGCCGAAUUGUAACUGGCAAACUUCUGUUGAUGAACUCUUGGAAAUCUUUGAUGUAUAAGAUUUCAGUGGGAUCACUCAACUGAAGUGUUCUGUCCAAACUUUAUUCAAGUUAUGUUCUUUUCUGAUGGUUUUAGUCCUGUUUUCGCUGUUAUAUGAACUUGAUGGUUCUACUACAAAA